GCCGCUCCAGACCCGAUGGUAGGCCGCGAGGACGGGUCGAAUAUGCUACUCGGAGGAAAGCCGCCUCUCCCACCAGCCUCUGUAGGACUCUCAGAAGACCAAAAAGAGUUCCAGAAAGUUGCCUUUGGAUUUGCAGCGAAUGAAAUGGCUCCACACAUGACAGAGUGGGAUCAGAAGGAAAUCUUUCCCGUGGAGACGAUGAGAAAGGCUGCACAACUUGGCUUUGGUGGGAUUUACAUCCGGCCGGACGUCGGGGGGUCAGGACUGUCACGAGUGGACACCUCCAUCAUAUUUGAGGCAUUAUCAACGGGCUGCGCCAGUACCACCGCGUACAUAAGCAUUCACAACAUGUGUGCCUGGAUGAUUGACAAGUUUGGGAAUGAGGAGCUGCGCCAUACCUACUGUCCACCUCUGUGCAGCAUGGAGAGCUUUGCUUCCUACUGUCUCACCGAGCCAGGAAGUGGCAGCGAUGCAGCUUCACUGAUUACCACGGCAAGGCGAGAGGGGGAUUACUACAUCCUCAAUGGUGCUAAGGCUUUUAUCAGUGGAGGAGGGGAUGCAGACCUGUAUGUGCUGAUGUGCAGGACUGGAGACAGAGGCCCGAAGGGAAUUUCUUGCCUGUUGGUGGAGAAAGGAACAGCUGGACUCAGCUUUGGCAAGAAAGAGAAAAAGGUUGGGUGGAACUGCCAGCCGACUCGAGCUGUGAUAUUGGAGGACUGUGCCGUACCCAUCAGUAACUUGAUUGGACGUGAGGGUGAUGGCUUUUCCAUUGCAAUGAAUGGACUAAACGGAGGAAGAAUUAAUAUUGCUUCAUGCUCAUUGGGUGCGGCCUAUGCUUCUAUUCUUCUAGCUCGAGAUCACCUCAAAGUCCGCAAGCAGUUUGGGGAACCUCUUGCCAACAGUCAGUACCUGCAGUUCAAGCUGGCUGAAAUGGCGACCGGACUGGUGGCAUCCCGUUUGAUGGUACGCAACGCCGCAGCGGCGCUCCAGGAGGCUCGGCAGGAUGCCGUGGCCCUCUGUGCCAUGGCCAAACUAUUUGCAACAGAUGAAUGUUUCACAAUCUGUAACCAGGCGCUGCAGAUGCACGGUGGCUACGGCUACCUGAAGGAUUAUGCGGUUCAGCAGUUUAUGCGUGAUAUCAGGGUACAUCAGAUCCUAGAGGGUACCAAUGAAGUGAUGCGAAUGCUCAUCUCUCGGAACCUGUUGCAUGACUGAUUCCACUGUGAACAUGUACAGUUGUGCAAAGUGGAAGCAAUUCACUGUCAGUUAUCAUGUAAAAAGUCAAACACCAGCUGUAUACAGUAUAUUUAUAGAAGGAUUCAACAUCAAAUAUUAAUAUUACAGAGCUGCAUCUCCAAAGAAAACUACUCCUGCUCUCCAGAGAAAGGUACUUGACCAGUUGGAUGUAGUCAGUUUCCAUCCUGUUUACUCCUUAGUAAUGUUCAGCACUUCCAAUCCACAUGUAAAUACAGACCGGAGUACUCGGAUAGGUAAAAUAUAACAGCUCGUGUUGUGUUUGUGAGUGUAGAUUGGAGCUGUCACUAACAGUUAGCACCAUUAGAACUUUUAAUUACUUCAGAUAUUGAAUAUUUGGAGUGGUCUAAUAAAAUAUUAAAAAUCA
Molecule: messenger RNA, 1621 nt
Organism: Leucoraja erinaceus (little skate)
Lineage: Eukaryota; Metazoa; Chordata; Chondrichthyes; Rajiformes; Rajidae
Gene: acad8
Product: acyl-CoA dehydrogenase family, member 8
Exons: 11
Coding region: 16-1215 (399 amino acids)
Biological process (GO): lipid metabolic process
Molecular function (GO): acyl-CoA dehydrogenase activity; flavin adenine dinucleotide binding
Source: RefSeq, a predicted model, not a curated record